Molecule: messenger RNA, 1461 nt
Organism: Thermothelomyces thermophilus ATCC 42464
Lineage: Eukaryota; Fungi; Ascomycota; Sordariomycetes; Sordariales; Chaetomiaceae
Exons: 2
Coding region: 40-1032 (330 amino acids)
Biological process (GO): tetrahydrofolate biosynthetic process; tetrahydrobiopterin biosynthetic process
Cellular component (GO): cytoplasm
Molecular function (GO): GTP cyclohydrolase I activity; zinc ion binding; GTP binding
Source: RefSeq, a predicted model, not a curated record
UCACCCACCCCGCCAAGCAGGAUCCCAUUCGGCGACUCAAUGGCUCACUCCGAAUCCUCGUCUGGCUCCGAGAGCCCGGCGCCCGUGGUCAAUGGCGACAAGAGCAGGCGAAGCAAGAGCAAGAACAACAACAACAACAACGGCAAGAAGCGGUCGCGAGAGGGAGACCCCAAGGAUGCUGCCAGUGACGCCGAUGCUAACGGUGCGCAUCCGCUCGGAGAGCGCCGCUCGAGCGUCAGCAAACCUGCGCGGGACUUCCGGGACAAGCCGGAGCCGCCGCCCAAGAAGAAGAAGAGAAAGACGCCGGCACCGGCCGCCCCCGCCCCCGCCGUAAAGGAAACGCCGACGGCCGAGGAAGCCGCCGAACAAUCGACCCGGUCUCCGAGCCCCGUCAUCGAUUUCGACGGCCUGAGCCGGCCCAGCGUCGGGACGCGGAAGCGCGUAGAUGAGGACGACGAGCAGAAACAAGCCCGGCUGGAGCGCAUGAAGGGUGCCGUCCGGACGCUCCUCGAGUGCGUCGGCGAGGACCCCGACCGCGAAGGCCUGCUCGCCACGCCCGACCGCUACGCCAAGGCCAUGCUGUACUUUACCAAGGGCUACCAGGAAAACGUGCGCGACAUUGUCAACGGCGCCAUCUUCCAGGAGGGCCACAACGAGAUGGUCAUUGUCAAGGACAUUGAGGUCUUCAGCAUGUGCGAGCACCACCUGGUUCCCUUCACCGGCAAGAUGCACAUCGGCUACAUACCCUCCAACGCCGUCAUCGGCAUCUCCAAGCUGCCGCGCAUUGCCGAGAUGUUUGCCCGCCGACUCCAGGUCCAGGAGCGCCUGACCAAGGAGGUGGCCAACGCCGUCAUGGAGGUUCUCAAGCCCCAGGGCGUCGCCGUCGUCAUGGAGUCGAGCCACCUGUGCAUGGUCAUGCGCGGCGUCCAUAAGACCACCAGCACCACCAUCACCAGCUGCGUCCUGGGCUGCUUUGAGCGAAAGGAAAAGACCAGGAACGAGUUUCUGAGCUUGAUCGGCGUCAACCGCUGAUGAUGCCCAUGUUGUUCUACAACGACCGGGGCGGCCGGGCCGUGCCAAGCAUUGAACGGGAUAUGCGAGGCGGGGGACGUACAAUGAGGGAAGCCCCGGAUCUGCGCCCACCAUCGUUUCAGUAAUAUACAAACGCCGGGGAAUGCUCGGUUGAAAUCUUCUUCAUCGCCUUCAUGAGACUUUUCUCACUACCUUCCCAACCUCACCCUUCUCGACGGCCUCCACCCUAGCUUUUACCACUCUCCAGACCUCUUCGGCAACCUCCUCGACCGACGACCCGGCAUCGAUGACGUGGAGGUCUUCCUCCUCCUGUCUGAAGCGGUACUCGACGCCCGUCAGAGGUUGGGUGGUGGGCGGUCCCACGGCGAUCUCCUCCCUGGGACCGACAGCGCCAUCCUCGGCGAUGACGGUAGCCGUUCCGAUCUUGCC